This is a messenger RNA of Ylistrum balloti, 11489 nucleotides long. RefSeq names its product neurogenic locus Notch protein-like. The record is from RefSeq and is a predicted model, not a curated record. Bases 13 to 7347 code for a protein of 2444 amino acids. Gene Ontology annotation, biological process: multicellular organism development; regulation of developmental process; Notch signaling pathway. Gene Ontology annotation, cellular component: membrane. NCBI's taxonomy places the organism in Eukaryota, Metazoa, Mollusca, Bivalvia, Pectinida, Pectinidae. Gene Ontology annotation, molecular function: Notch binding; calcium ion binding. The transcript has 31 exons.
AUCCCUGGAGCUAUGCAGGGGCACUUGGCAUUAGUGCUUUGCAUGGUUUUACAGGCCAUCGGAGCAUUUCCGUCAUGUGACCCCGACCCCUGUAGGAAUGGUGCAGUGUGUACCACAGUUUACUAUGGACAGUCCUUAUGCAGUUGUGGAGAACAGUUCAUUGGUGAAUACUGUCAACAUGAUAAUCCUUGCUGGGGGUCCAAUCUCUGUCUUAAUAACGGAACUUGUAUUGUCAUCCAAGACAACAACUUUAGGCCUGAAUGUAAUUGUAAAAUAGGGUUUUCUGGAUCUCUGUGUGAGUUUGAGGAUCCAGAGAGUGCAUGCUACAGUCAUCCUUGUCAGAAUGGUGGAACGUGUGAACUUGUCAACAGCCUUACAGAAUUUGUGUGUCACUGUGUCAUAGGAAAUAGAGGGAAGUAUUGUGAGUUAACAGAUCACUGUGCAUCACAGCCAUGUCGCAAUGGAGGGACAUGCCAUGCCCUUGAAGAUGGCUACCGGUGCAAUUGUCCGAUUGGUUUUACUGGACCGGGGUGUCUUGUUGAUAUGGAUGAGUGUGCCAAAAACCCAGGAAUGUGUCUCCACGGUGGGAAAUGUGACAACACUUACGGAGGAUAUAGCUGUAACUGCCCUAUUAAGUACACUGGGAAGCACUGUGAGAGUCUGUUCAUCCCUUGUACCCCAAGUCCAUGUGAGAAUGAGGGCACCUGCUUGGCCACCAGUGAUUACACCUACCAGUGUCUGUGUCGCACAGGUUUCCAUGGCAUUCACUGUCAAGUGAAUAAUGACGACUGCUCGAACAGUAACUGUAGCAAUGGGUCAACGUGUAGGGAUGGAGUCAACUCGUACACCUGUGAUUGCCCACCUACUCACACAGGAACUUUCUGUGAAACAGAUGUGAAUGAAUGCUUAGAAUUUCCUGGAAUAUGUAAGAAUGGUGCUACCUGUAUGAACACCCCUGACUUUGAUUAUACUUGUAUCUGUGUCAACGGCUGGACAAGUAAGGACUGUAGUGUCAACAUCGAUGACUGUCAGACCCAGCCAUGUCUUCACAACGGAACUUGUCAUGAUCAUGUUGGCUACUUUACAUGUACCUGUCCACCCGACAAAACAGGUCUUCGUUGUCACAUGAAUAACGCGUGUGAGUCGAACCCGUGUCAGAACAAUGCUAUCUGUGAGGCUUCCCCUAUGAAUGGUCAGUACCGCUGUACCUGUAGUCAAGGAUGGACUGGUCCCACCUGUGAAACUGACCUCAAUGAGUGUAAAGAUGCGGCUUUGGUCAUCUGUGAGCAUGGUGGCACUUGUCAGAACACCCAAGGCAGCUACUACUGCGACUGUCGCCAGGGAUUCAGCGGCCCCUUGUGUGAGGAAAACAUCAAUGAAUGUGUGUCCAACCCCUGUAAGAAUGAUGGCACAUGUCUUGAUAAACCAGGAAGCUACAUCUGCCUAUGCUUGGCUGGAUUUGCUGGUUCUAACUGUGAGGAAGAGAUAGAUGAGUGUUCCACAGACCCCUGUCGAAAUGGUGGGACCUGUGAGGACCAGGUUAACAAGUUUCGCUGCUUCUGUCCAGCAGGGUUUACUGGUACCACCUGCAGCCUCAACAUUGACGAAUGCCUGAGUAACCCAUGCGUCAACGGGGCCAUUUGUAAUGACACCAUUGACGGAUAUAUCUGCAACUGUUUGCAUGGAUUUACUGGCAGUCGAUGUGAACAAGACAUUAAUGAAUGUGAAGGCAUUAAUUGUCACAAUGGUGACUGUGUGGAUCUCCAAGGUGACUACCGAUGUGACUGUCACCGUGGCUACACUGGAAAACACUGUGAUCUGGACAUCAAUGAGUGUGAUGCCAAUCCUUGUCAGUAUGGUGGAACCUGUGUCCAGCUCAAAGAUGGAGGCGGGUAUGACUGCCAGUGUCCACUAGGAACCUCAGGUAUGAACUGUGAGAAGAACCAUAAUGAAUGUUCUAACAAUCCCUGUUUCAAUGAUGGCAUCUGUGAUGAUGGGAUCAACACCUAUUCCUGUACCUGUGAACCAGGGUAUACAGGGAAAAACUGUGAGACAAAUAUUGAUGAGUGUGCUUCCAAUCCAUGUCACAACUCUGGCAAGUGUGUGGACGGUAUAAAUGGGUUCCGCUGUAACUGCCCGCCAGGAUACUAUGAUGAACAGUGUUUGUCUAAUAUUGACGAGUGUACCAGUAGUCCUUGUCUCAAUGGUGGUCAGUGCAAGGAUGGAGUCAACAGAUUUGACUGUUUGUGUCCUGAUGGGUAUGAGGGAGCACGUUGUGAGUCACAGAAGAAUUAUUGCCAGUCCAAUCCAUGCCAGCACCGUGGUGAAUGUGUAAAAUUCCUGGGCGGAUACAGGUGUCGAUGUCUGCCAGGCUAUACAGGUGUCAACUGUGAGAUUAACAUUGAUGAGUGCCGCAGUAACCCCUGUGUCCAUGGUAGUUGUAUUGACCUGGCCAACAGCUAUCAGUGUCACUGUCAGAUCCCUUGGUCUGGUACUAACUGUGACCAGAAGAUGGAUCCUUGCAGCUCUAAUCCUUGUACUAAUCAGGCUACUUGUACCAACGACCUUGACUACAACGACUUCUCAUGUAGCUGUAAGCCUGGCUACACUGGUCGUUAUUGCCAUGAAGAUGUCAAUGAGUGUAAUCACUCACCAUGUACUCAUGGCUACUGUACCAAUACCAUGGGUUCCUUCAACUGUACUUGUCAUCAGGGCUUUGAAGGGAAGUACUGUGAGAUCGACCAUGACGAUUGCUUCCCCGACCCUUGUAUGAACGGUGGCACAUGUUUUGACAAGACAAAUGAGUAUACCUGUGUGUGUCGUAAAGGCUACACUGGUACCAACUGCGAGAUCGAGAUCAACGAGUGUAAUUCCAACCCCUGUCAGAAUCAAGCUGUGUGCACUGACUAUGUAGAUUCCUAUGUCUGUUCCUGCCGGGCAGGAUUUAGUGGAGUACACUGCCAGAACAAUGACAAUGACUGUACAUCCAGUUCCUGCUUGCACGGUGGUCACUGUAUUGACGGUAUUAAUGACUACCAGUGUAUGUGUGAACUGGGAUACACUGGUUCUAACUGUCAGCAUCGUAUUAAUCCCUGUGACUCUAACCCCUGUAUGGAGGGGGGUACCUGUGACAACCAUGGCUCGGCCUUUAGGUGCUACUGCCCCUACGGACUGACAGGACCUCGCUGCGAAGCAUUCGUCGACUGGUGCACCAACAACCCUUGUAAGAAUGGAGCUACCUGCACUCAGGAGGCACAUAUGUACAUGUGCACAUGUGCCCCGGGGUGGAAUGGCCCAAGAUGUGACAUCAGCGCUGUAACUUGUCUUGCUGCAGCCAAUAUAAAAGGUGUGCCAGUUACUGAACUCUGCCAAAAUGGUGGUAUCUGUGCUAAUGUAAAUAACAGCCACAGAUGUACAUGUAAACAAGGUUACGAGGGCAGCUACUGCGAGGAUGACAUCGAUGAAUGUGCAUCAGCACCCUGUCAGAAUGGCGGUUCAUGCCAGGACAAUGUUGGCAACUACAAGUGUACCUGUCCGAAUGGCUUUAUGGGUGCAAACUGCGAGAUGAACAUCAAUGACUGUGCCAGCAAUCCUUGUGCUAAUGGUGGCAUAUGUCAUGACCUGAUUGCCGACUUCCAAUGUUCUUGUCCACGCGGCACUCGUGGUUUACUAUGUCAGUAUAAUGAGGAAGACUGUUAUGCUGGAGCUUGUCAUCACAAUGGUACCUGCGUUGACAAAGUCAGUGGCUUUGAGUGCAUUUGUCCCGCAGGAUUCGUUGGCGAGCAUUGUGAAGGUGACGUUGAUGAAUGCCAGACACAAAGACCAUGUGAUCCCAUUGGAACUUUCAGUUGUGUCCAAUUAAAUAAUGACUACCGCUGUGACUGUAACCCAGGCUACACAGGAAGACAUUGUUCUCAACCCAUGAACUUCUGCAUGCCCAAUCCCUGCCGCAAUGGUGGAACCUGCACAAAAGCACAACAUAGCUAUCAGUGUGCAUGUACUGGGGGUUACUUUGGAGAUUUAUGUGAGCUGAGUGCCUGUACUAGCUCUCCAUGCCAGAACAAUGGUAUUUGUAUACCUAGUUUUCACGGAUUUGUUUGCAUGUGUGAACAAGGGGUGACAGGUGACCGAUGUGAGAUUGAUGAAGUGGACGAAUGUGUCUCUUCACCAUGUCAGAGAGGGAACUGUAUAGACAGACCAGGCCGAUAUGAAUGUGACUGUCCUGUCCGCUACACUGGAGUCAACUGUCAUAUAUUUGACCCAGCAUCCCAAGGGGGUAUUGGAACUGACCAGAUUACAACUCCCUCUACAGAUACAGGUUCCUCCUGUCCUAUGGCAGAAUGUGCUUCCAAAGCUGGAGAUGGAAUAUGUGAUAAAGACUGUGCGAUUGUGGACUGUGAAUAUGAUGGCGGUGACUGUUCACUUGGUUUCCUGAAGUUAUGGCAAAGGUGUUCACGACCACGUAAUGGUGUAGCCUGUUACAAUGCCUACAACAAUUCCCAGUGUGACCCGGGAUGUAACAAUCCAGACUGUCUGUUUGAUGGUGGAGACUGUAAUGUGAAGGAACCUUGUAAUCCUAGCUACAAUCUUUACUGUGAGAAACACUACAAGAAUGGACACUGUGAUGCUGGAUGCAAUACCACUGCCUGUAACUGGGAUGGCGGAGAUUGUAGUCAGAAACCAAAUAUCCUCCCUGGAACCAUGGUGCUUUUUGUCAUGAAAACCCCAGAGGAAUUUUUUCAGGACUCUCCAAAGUUUCUAAGAAUUCUUGGACAACUUCUCCAGGUCAUUGUGAAAAUAAAGCUGUCAAACAAGGGAGAAAAAAUGGUAUAUCCAUGGAAACCUACCCCAGUAGCAUCAUCCCGUGCGAAGAGGUUUGCAGUAAUGCGUUCACUACGCUCUGUCCCUGAUGAUGAAUAUAUAGGGAGUGAAGUACAUUUGGAGCUAGACGGCAGUCUGUGUCAGGCCAAGAAUUGUCUCGAGUCUGUGGACACUGCAGCAGAAGUCCUAGUUGCAUCCAUACAGAAAGGCUGGACUCCUCUAGUACCAAUCCGUCGUGUUCAAGUGAAUGAUCAACCAGACGAAGUUCCUCCAAUUGAAAGUAACAGUACUAUAUACGGAGUUGUCGCGGGUGUUUCUGUGCUUGUCCUUACCUUAAUCAUCAUCGUCGUCCUGUCAAGAAAGAGAGCUUCUGGUAACACUUGGUUUCCAGAGGGAUUCUUCACAACUAGUAGCAGUACACAGAAGGACUCUACAAACUCCUCCAAACGUCGGGUUCCUGAUGGCGAAGAGGGAAAAAAUAUGAAGGGUUUGUGUGAUGGACUUGAUCAUCAUGGGUGUACUUCUCCACCCUGGGACCCCGAUGACCAAUCACCCAAAACCAAACGGGUCAAACUUGAGCAGGAAGACCCAGAGUAUGAUAGGGCAUCAGAUAUGCGUCCCUGGACCCAGCAACAUUUGACAGCUGCUAAUAUCCCUAAUGACAUGGCCUUGACUCCACCAGAGGACCAUAGUGGUGUGAAGGAUGUUGAUGUAAGAGGUCCAGAUGGCUUUACCCCACUUAUGUUAGCGUCGUUUCGCGGUGGCGGUCUGGACUCGGGUGUAGAUGAUGAUUCUAGUGGUUCAGGAUCUGGAGAGAGUGGUGAUUCAGAAGACCGAUCUGUUGAUAUUAUCACAGGUCUGCUUAUGCAAGGUGCUGCAAUCAAUGCCCAGACUGACCGCACAGGAGAGACCUCAUUACAUUUAGCAGCUAGGUAUGCAAGAGCAGAUGCUGCCAAAGUACUACUAGAUGCUGGUGCUGACCCUAAUUCAGAAGAUAGCACCGGGCGACGUCCACUUCAUGCAGCAGUCGCUGCAGAUGCUCAGGGGGUUUUCCAGAUUUUAUUACGUAACCGCUCAACCCACCUAAAUGCUAAGAUGAAUGACGGUACUACACCCAUGAUCUUGGCAGUACGUCUUGCUACGGAAGGCAUGGUAGAGGAACUUAUAAAUGCUGAGGCUGAUAUCAAUGCUUCAGAUGAGUAUGGUAAGACUGCAUUACACUGGGCUGCAGCAGUGAAUAAUGCUAAUGCUGCACAAGUGUUACUACAACAUGGUGCCAACCGGGAUGCUCAGAACAUGAAGGACGAGACUCCACUCUUCUUGGCAGCAAAGGAGGGAAGUUUUGAAACAGCCAAGAUUCUUUUGGAUCAUUUCGCAAAUCGUGAUAUCACCGAUCAUAUGGACAGACUUCCGAAAGAUAUAGCUAGUGAGCGUCUGCAUCAGGAUAUUCUUCAACUUCUUGAUGAAUACCCUGUGAACAGUCCCAAUGUAUCAAUGCAUGGUAUGCCAACCUCACCAAAUCAUCUUCAUUAUAUGCCACAGAAACAAUCCAAACCAAAGUCACGGAAAAAUAAAAAUGGCAGUCCAGGCCAUCCUAUAUCUCCAAAUGGAGUUUCUAAUGGACAUUCAAAGAAAAGUCGACCCAAAAAGAAACCAGCAAAAAGUGCUAACAGUAAUCGUGUGCCUCAUAGUAGUGAGGUUUCACCAGUUGGAACGGUGUCCCCUGGUAACUCUAUAGAGUCUCCUCAGGGGUAUGAGCGGACACCACCAUCCUAUGACAGUAUGUACGGUAAAGGGUACAACAUUGCCCUGCCCCAGGGGGUAAUGCCUGACCACAUGUUAGGGAGUGGCCAGUAUGAGCAAGCAAUGGAACAAUCAGAUGUGUUGUGGCACCAGGGCCAUAUGCAGAACCCCCAUGGGGGGCCCCUGCCCACACCACCUCACAAUCCCCAUGUGGGGCCCCUCCCGACGCCACCUCAUAAUCCUCAUAAUCCUCAUUCACUGCCACAAGCCACAUCCCCACAUAGUAUUCCCGUCUCCAUUCCCACACCACCCAACAGCAUGCAGUCCAAUGGAAGCCCUGCUCAUGACAAGAUAUCACCCAUGAAGAAAAGUUUCCCAACAUCUCCAACACACAUACAGGCUAUGCAGCAAAGAGCCCGACAGGAGCGUGCUCAUGACAGCCCACUAAGCAGGCAAAAUGAACAAUUCUCAUAUCCAAAUACAAAUGUGGUGGAGAACAUUCCAGUGACAGCACUUUAUACAGACAAUUAUGGGCAGUCGUCUGGUCAGCAUCACCAGCCCAAGUACCUAGACCAAUAUCCCACACCCCCCUCACAGCAUAGCAUGGAGUCCCCACCCCAAAUCAUCCAUGGAGCACUCCCUGAUCACUAUCUAACUCCUUCACCUGACUCUCCAGGACAGUGGUCAAGUUCUUCACCGCACUCCAUCUCCGACUGGUCAGAGGGAAUCUCAAGCCCUGACCAGCCUCUACAGAACCGGAGCAACAAGCCGGUGUAUAUCUAAAAUGCCAUAUGGUGUAGUGCUAGUGUCUCCUAAUGGUUACCGCUGAUGGUGUACUUACCUAGCCCUAACCAGUCACAACAGAACCGGAGCAACAAGCCAGUGCAUAUUUAAAAUGUGUAGCCAUAUGGUGUAGUUCUGGUGUUUCCUAAUGGUGAGGGAGUGACUGCUACUUAUGACUGCCAAAAACAUUUACUCUGACUAACAGUCUAUACAGCAGUACUCAGCAAUUAUUAAAACAGUGGUCAUUUUCUCCGUUACAUUUCUGUGGGAGAAGAUGUUGAGAUGAUUCACCUUAGGAUGUGUACUACACAAACUGAAGGAUAAGUAGUUGUGGUUUAGUGUACCUUCGGUGGAACUGGCAGCUGUACUGUUUUAAAACACUGUGUUAUAUUAGUACAGAAACAUAGUGUGUUCAUGAUGAGUGUGCUAGCAGCCCACAUCCUCAAUACUGUGGAUCCACUGCAUUUAAAUGUCUCUCUAUACAAGGGAGUCGGAACACUUAAAAUUCUGUGUCUACCCAACCCUUGGAUUUUUAUAUGGGAUGUAAUCGGGAGUCACAGGAACUCAGAACCUGUCUUCCGACUGGGAGUCGCAGGACACUAUGGGACCAUUUAUCAUCAUCAUCAUCAUCAUCAUCAUCAUCAUCAUCAUCAUCAUCAUCAUCAUCAUCAUCAUCGUCGUCAUCGUCAUCAUCAUCAUCUACAUUAUCAUCAUCACAGUCCUCUAUAGAUUUGUGUAAAGGCAGCAGUGACUGUCAGACUAAGGUGUAAUAUAUUGUUAACAGUUUAAAUGUGUCAAUGUAUCACAUUUUUUGGAUUGCAUGGUUUGGAUCAUCAUUUCCACAACUCCACUGUAAACAUUUUAGGGAUUUUAUUCAGUGAUUUGUUGGGGACUAUUUUUGGGAGGGAACAGAUGAAUUAGGAGAAAUACAAAAAAAAUUGAAAAGAAAAGCGUUUAUUAUAACACAUUUGUAUGAUUAUGUGGAAUAUUUGGAAAUAAUGAAAUUGAUGCUUUCACCCCUCCUGACCCUCCGGAAUACAGUAACAAGUUAGUGGGGUCACCAGAAGGAGAUAUGUAAUGCACAGGUAGUCUAUAAAUAGAUUUGACAAGUGUAUUCUGAUGUCCAAUCAGAUUUCUGCACUCAUUCCGCUAUUGUAGGUAAUAUAGGUGAAUAUAGUCAUGUGAUCUCAUUCAGAAAUGUUACAUCUAUUGUAUAUAAUUAUUUUUGUAAGUUUUCUACAGUCAUGUCAAGUCAUACUGGUUUACAGCCAAGCAUCGUCUCAGUAUAGCUUAUCAUGUGAACAAAUCUAGGGUGAACCAAAGACUCGUUAGAAUGGUCCUAAACAUUACUAGAUUGUUAUUGCCAAGACAAUACUAGAUUUUGUAGAACGCAUCGGUGACUCUUUUUUUUUUUUUGGUUAAUUUUUUUGUUAAGUUCUGUUUUAAGUUAUGACAAAUUUAUAUUUCUUAGACAAAGUAACGGAAAUAUACAUAUAGUUCAAUGACAGUAUAAUACCAAAUGCUAUGCCCUUGUUAAUUUGAAACAGAUUGUAAAGAAGUGCAUCAUAUAUAGUGUCAAAGUGCUAAUCAGUAAGACUACGGAUAUUCAAGGGCAGACAAUCCUGUACAGGGGGUCCUUAGUAAUUGAUGAGAUCACCUUCGGGAGAGGUUUUCUGUAUAAUGAGAUCACUUGGGACAGAAGGUUACUAGGUGGUGAGAUCAAUGAGUUUCUAGCUGACCACAGAAGCUUUAAAAGACACCAUACAGAAUCUAGGACUAACUUUUCUAUAGCAGAGAUGAACAAACUUUCAUUAUUUUAUUUCCACUGUCUCAGAACAAUGGGAACACAAAUUUACCAUAGAUAAAUCUGCAUACAAGAUGUGAGGCUUACACUAUGUAUAUUAUGGUGCUAUUUUUUCACAGCCCAUGUCCCAGACUCCAAAGUUUUCCUCAAAAACAUCGAAAUAGUGAACAAUGUAACUCAUUUUACAGAAAUCUGUUGAUAAACAAAAUGUUGAACAAAACCAACAUUUACCACGGUUUUUUUUCACUUCUUCAUUAAUAAGUGGUAAUCAUACCAGAAUGAGUGUUGGAGAUUUUAACUUUUGUAAUCUGGUAUGCUUUUGACUACACUUUGAUCAAAAAUAACUACCUAUUCCAGUUACCAUGCUGUUCUAAAACUAUAUGUUGUCAACUAAUUCCAAAGGUCAGAUUGGUGCAUUUUAUAUUAUGUGCUUUUUAAAGUAGAUUUUUUAGCAAUGAAAUAUCAAACAUUUCUUAGAUGUUCCUUCCGUGACCAAGACACUUGAAGGCUGUGACUUCUAAAGGCCAUUUUGUUAGCAGCUUUCACAUCAGUGUAAACCUGUACUCCCAUCUUUCUUAAUACCACCAAAACACAUUUUUAUAAGUAUUUUUUUAUCGUAAACUGAAUGACAUUGAUAUUGUAUUUUAAUAAAAUUCUGCAAGUUAUUUUAAAAUGCUUUUUAUAAGUUGAAGCCCACCGUUAUUUUGAUAUGGUUUAUUACUAUGACCAAUGCAUACUGAGUGGGAGAGUGAAUGGGCAUUGAGAACGUGCUUUUUAUCCCGUGACGUCAUAGCAAAUUUUAAAUGAAAUGUUUUUUUUUUAUAUAUUUUUCACUAGCAUGAAAUAUGUACUAUGAUGAAAUGAUGAAUUUCUCAAAACAAAUAAGAGAUUUUUAUGAAAUAGUAAUUGUUACAAUUAUUGACCUGUAGUUUAUGUGUGCGAAUAUGUACUGCACAGUCCUAUGUUGAUAGUGUUUAGCAAUGUGCCAUGAACAAAGCAUAUUAAACAAAUGUAUGCCAUGUGUAACUCCUGGUACCUGACAGUUCUGUCUGUCUUAACUCAGUUUGUAAGUUCUUUGUAAUAAUUUUUUAAUUUAUACAAAUACAUUGAAACAGUAGAGAGAUAAAAUCUGUAGUUAAUAAACUCUGUUUCAUAGAAAUAUUACACUCAUUUUAAAGUUUAAUUCUUUACAAAAGUAGUAAGGACAAAAUUUCCCAUCCUUGGUAAUUUUAGGAUUCAACUUACAAUGCAAGAAAUUGUUGAUAGUUUUCUGUAAUUGUGAUAAACAAAUUUGAAGUAAAAUUGGAGAUGUGUUAAAGUGAGAAUAAUUUUUAAUCCUUUCCUUAAUUGUGAUGAAAAGUUAUUGAACAAGAUUUUUAACUGAACUUUUUUGAUAAUGAAGCACAUUAAUUUUUUUUUUUCUCAUUUAGAGCUUCGCAAAUUGUAUGCAGAAGUUGUAUACGUCCUUGCCAAACAGACUGUUGUCAUGGUGAGGGUUAAUAGUGCUUUGUGGUGCAAGUGUGUACACCCUGGUUGUACCCAGAAGGCACAUCAUGGAUGGGAGGAAGUGGCAGAGUUCUCUGUCUGUUAUAUAAAGUUUGUUUUUAUUGUUAUUAUCAGUUAAAUCUUGUUGAGAGUUUUAUUACAAAAAUCUUACUCUGUAGGACAUAACAAAUUGUCUCAUGAUACCACAGCUCUACGUAAACACACCAUCUUCAAAUUACUUCUUGUUUUAGUAUUAUAUAUGGCAGUCAUUCAUUUUUUUUUCCCCCCAUUUUCAUUUUUCUGAAUAAUUUUUCAACUUAAGAUAUGAAACUUCAUACAACAAAUGGCCAGUUAAUAUGUUUCUUGAUCAUCAAAGAAUUAUUCAGGGAAAAUAUUUCAAACAAAAUUAGGAAUAAACAUUUAUAGUAACACAUUGCUUAAAGAUGUAAUUCAAAACUGAAUAUUUUUUAUAUUGUUGUCCGACAUCAUUAUCCAAAGAUUUUUAUUUCCUUUGAAAAAAUAUACAAGUAUACAUUUGAAAGAGAUCUGUGGUGUGAUGGGAUACCUGAAGCAGUGUCUGAGCUUAGGUAUGGAGCUACACCCGUUUUUUCUUGCAAUUUUUGGAAGCAAUGUAGAGCUGUACCAAAAUGUUCUCCCAAUGUAGGGCACGAGAGAUGUUUUGUAGGUGAUAUUUUGUACAGUGAUAAGUUAUUAUCCUAUGUUUGAAGCUACAGCAGUAUGUCACUUCUAUAGCUUGCCAUGGUAACCAUGUUGUUGUGGCAACCAUUGUAUAUUACAUUUAUAGACAUCACAAUUUCUUUAAGAAAACAAAAAAUAAAGAAAUUUAUGUAGA